This is a messenger RNA of Cantharellus anzutake, 753 nucleotides long. RefSeq lists its product as uncharacterized. Lineage: Eukaryota; Fungi; Basidiomycota; Agaricomycetes; Cantharellales; Hydnaceae. Gene Ontology annotation, molecular function: DNA binding. The annotation marks the transcript as partial. The transcript is spliced from 2 exons. The record is from RefSeq and is a predicted model, not a curated record. Gene Ontology annotation, biological process: DNA recombination; DNA integration.
CUCCAUAACCGUGACAUCGAACCAACACCCAAGACAGUCAGUUUUUUCAUUUGCUACAUGGCAAAGCAAACUGGGAGAUCCGGUAAUCCUUUAUCCAUCCAAACGAUUAUUUCAUACUUAUUGGGAAUUGUCCAUCAUCUUCAACCUUUCUAUCUGGGAGCCCAAGCUGUCAGAAAGCAUCUUCUCAUCGUUGGGGUCCUUCGUGGUGUGGAACGAACAGAUGGUGAACCGAUCAGAUGGAAGUUACUGAUUGAAUCUCAUCUUCUGGUUGAUCGCUAUGUGGUUUCAUCAGAGUUUGACAAUCAUUUGUUCUUGGCGAUUUGCUUCACUGCCUUCCACGGUCUUCUUAGGAUUGGGGAGUUAGUGGUCCCAGAUGAUACUUCAAAAUUGAACUUUUGGAAACUCACCCUAUGCUGCUCCAUGGAAUUUAUACAUCAUGAUGCCAUUAACACAUACCAAUUCUUACUGCCAACGCAUAAGACUGAUUGUAGGGAAUGGAUUCUCGUGGUCAUUCAGUCUCGAGUUUUCCCAUUGGACCCGCUCUAUUUUUUCAAGCUAUAUAUUCAGAGUCGUGAUGCACUCUUUCCCUUUUUUCCUCAUCUUUGGAUACGUGGCGAUGGAUCUUUACCUUCUCGAUCCUGGUUCUUGCGGAAGCUACAUGCUGUUCUUCCCAAGGACUUCUCUGGCCAUUCUUUCCGUUCGGGAGGGGCUACACAUUUAGCUUCACAAGGUGUGCCUGAGUCUACGAUCCAA